AUGAUUGGACGUACAGUAAGUCAGGCUAAGAACACCUUGCAAAACCAGAUAAGCUCUCUAAAGGGCAAUGGUAGCAGAGCUAUCAGGUCUUUCAAGCAACAAGACCAACCUCGCCUAAGAAUAAAUUCAACUGCCCCUGACUUCACAGCUGAGACAACUGCGGGUGAAUUAAACUUCUACGACUAUCUAAGCAACUCUUGGGGUGUUUUGUUUUCGCAUCCUGCUGAUUUCACCCCAGUGUGUACUACAGAGCUUGGUACCUUUGCUAAGCUAAAGCCAGAGUUUGACAAGCGCAAUGUUAAACUAAUUGGUUUGUCUGCAGAGGGUGUUCAAAAGCAUCACGACUGGGUCAAGGAUAUUGAAGAAGUUUCUCAGUUGGACAGCUUUACCUUCCCAAUCAUUGGCGAUGUUAACAGAGAGGUCUCCUUUUUGUAUGAUAUGGUUGACGAGGAAGGUUUUAAGAACCUAAGCGGUGGUCUAGUGCAAACUAUCCGUUCAGUCUAUGUCAUUGACCCUUCAAAGAAGAUCAGAUUGAUUUUCACAUACCCUGCUGCUGUGGGUAGAAACUCCCUAGAGGUGCUCAGAGUUAUCGAUGCUUUGCAGAAGGGAGAUGAAAAGGGCGUUGUCACUCCAGUUGACUGGAAAGAGGGCGACGAGGUUAUUAUCCCACCUUCUGUUUCUGACGAAGACGCCAAAGCCAAGUUUGGUUCUUUCCGCACUGUGAAGCCAUACCUACGUUUUACAAAAGGCUGA
Molecule: messenger RNA, 753 nt
Organism: Eremothecium sinecaudum
Lineage: Eukaryota; Fungi; Ascomycota; Saccharomycetes; Saccharomycetales; Saccharomycetaceae
Gene: PRX1
Product: thioredoxin peroxidase PRX1
Exons: 1
Coding region: 1-753 (250 amino acids)
Biological process (GO): cellular oxidant detoxification; cellular response to oxidative stress; cell redox homeostasis
Cellular component (GO): cytosol; mitochondrion
Molecular function (GO): thioredoxin peroxidase activity
Source: RefSeq, a predicted model, not a curated record